GAGAGAGAGAGCGAGAGACUACAGGAGCCUUGCAAAAAGAGAAGGGAGAGAGAGAGGGGGAAGGAGAUAAAAGAGCGCAAGGUAGCAGUUGAGGGGAAGGGAAGGAGAGAGGGUCAAAGCCGGAACGCAGCCGGAGAGAGGGUUAAAACAGGAACGCAGCCGGAGAGAGGGUUAAAACAGGAACGCAGCCGGAGAGAGGGUUAAAACAGGAACGCAGCCGGAGAGAGGGUUAAAACAGGAACGCAGCCGGAAAGUAGAAAGACAUAAAAAUCACAAGAAUUUUGCGUUCAGAAGGACAGCGAGGAGCAGAAAGACACUGCCGCGAGGAGGGGGACGGAGCACAUAUAUCGGAGAUCCAGAGCAGGCUCGGAUCAGCACGGAAACCCAAGAUUAUGAAGCCCAUGUGGCUGCUCCUCUGCCUCAUGGCUCUGUCCAGCACCGGGCGCUUCCUGGUCUCCGCCCACAUGAUGCCAGAGGACCGGCUCGUCAGCCAAUGGAACGCCACGGAACACCCCCUGUCCGGAAUCAAUGUCUCUCACUCUCCAUCCAUUGAAAUCGUAGAGUUAUCUAAAGCUGUCAAGAAGAACAAAAAAGCCCAGAAACAGAGGAAGCAGAACGAUCUGAGUGAGAGGAAGAAGCGCCCCCCUCCCCCGGCCGACUGCGUCCCGCUCUGGGGGAGCUGUCACCCCACCGGCAGCACCUGCUGCGACGGCUGCAGCGUCUGCCGCUGCCGGCUCUUCAAGACCGUCUGCUACUGCCGCAUGGGGAACCCGCGAUGCUGAGGCCCCGCCCCAACCCAGGACACGCCCCCCCGCCCCCUUCACAAAAGUGCCACCCACUCUCUGGACAAGCCACCAAGACCCAGAUCAGCAAAAGCCCCGCCAGAGAUGAACACAGGCUCUGCCCCUUCAACUGUGCUUCUAGGCUCCACCCCCAAUACUCCUCACCAUCCCCCAUUCCUCGGACAUGCUCCGCCCCACUUUGUACAAAGUGAGAACAGACCAAAAGGACCCCAGUCCUUCUUGCACUGGGUCAAACCAUCACUUGGUCGAACCAGCACUCGAUCAAGCCAGCACUGGGUCAAACCAGCACUGGGUCAAACCAGCACUGGGUCAAACCAGCACUCGAUCAAGCCAGCACUGGGUCAAACCAGCACUGGGUCAAACCAGCACUCGAUCAAGCCAGCACUGGGUCAAACCAGCACUGGGUCAAACCAGCACUCGAUCAAGCCAGCACUGGGUCAAACCAGCACUGGGUCAAACCAGCACUGGGUCAAACCAGCACUUGGUCAAACCAGCAUUCGAACAAACCAGUGCCGGGUCAAACCAGCACUGGGUUAAACCAGCACUCGGUCAAACCAGCACUAGGUCGAACCAGCACUGGGUUAAACCAGCACUCGGUCAAACCAGCACUAGGUCAAACCAGCACUAGGUCAAACCAGCACUCGAUCAAACCAGCACUGGGUUGAACCAGCACUCGGUCAAACCAGCACUAGGUCAAACCAGCACUCGAUCAAACCAGCACUGGGUUGAACCAGCAUUGCAUCAAACCAGCACUCAAUCAAACCAGCACUGGGUUAAACCAGCACUCGGUCAAACCAGCACUAGGUCAAACCAGCACUGGGUCAAACCAGCACUAGGUCAAACAAACACUCGGUCAAACCAGCACUGGGUCGAACCAGCAUUGCAUCAAACCAGCACUCGAACAAACCAGCCAAUGGGUUGAACUUUAUUUUAGCCGUUUGUCCGUUCUGGGUUCCUGUAGGACCGUGGCGGUCCAACAUGGUGGCGUUGAAGAGAACCCGCCCCAUAGGUCGAUAUAAAGGUCUCAGACUAAGAGGACAAAGACACGUCGAUUCAGAUUAUCAAAGGAUUAUACACAAAUAUUCUUAGGAAUUAAUAUUCCAUCUCUGUCCGUUCCCCUAGAGGCUGCUUAAUGACUGCACCGAACCCUUACCUUAAGCACAGUAAACCCUUCCAUUAACCACAGUAAACACUUACCUUACCCACAGUAAACACUUACUUUAAGCACAGUAAACCCUUACCUUAACCACAGUAAACACUUACCUUAAGCACAGUAAACACUUACCUUAAGCACAGUAAACACUUACCUUAAGCGCAGUAAACACUUACCUUAAGCACAGUAAACACUUAC
Molecule: messenger RNA, 2154 nt
Organism: Gadus morhua (Atlantic cod)
Lineage: Eukaryota; Metazoa; Chordata; Actinopteri; Gadiformes; Gadidae
Gene: asip1
Product: agouti signaling protein 1
Exons: 4
Coding region: 393-782 (129 amino acids)
Biological process (GO): hormone-mediated signaling pathway; melanosome organization
Cellular component (GO): extracellular region
Molecular function (GO): neuropeptide hormone activity; melanocortin receptor binding
Source: RefSeq, a predicted model, not a curated record